GUUGUGUUUAUCGUGUCUUUAUCAGUCUCGCAUAAGUUCUGUAGUCAGAUGAAUCGUUUGUAAGGCACAGAAAUGAACAGCUGCUUAUCGACCUAAUCAAGCGGAGCUUCAGCGCUUGGUGAAAUGCAGCAGGUUGCGCUAGCGCCGCUGUCUCACUCUGAAACGUUUGUGUUCGCCUCCAAAAUCUGUUGGUGUCUGCACUGUUGACAUUUGUGUGAUUUUGGCUGUGCACCGGAACAGCCUCUGCUCUUCUGGGAAGGCUUUACACUAGAUGUUGGAGCAUUGCUGUGAGGAUUUGAUUAUAUUCAGGCAUAUACAUCUCAUGAGUGACUAAACCAGUGAGCUCGCAGCAUGUUGACUGCAGGAAAGGUGUGCUCGUCUCUGGCAGCUAGACGGCUGCUGGGUGCGUCUGGCUCUGUUUGUCCUGCACUGGAUCAGCAGCGCCGCUCCCGACUCUUCCACACAGCCACCCCUCACAGGGAUGAGGUGCAACUGCACGAGGCCUGGGCCAGCCUGGCCAAGAAGCAGCUUAAAGGGAAGAAUCCAGAGGACUUGAUCUGGCGCACUCCAGAGGGCAUCUCCAUCAAGCCUGUAUAUACGCAGACAGACACGGCUAAAGUUGCUGAUGAACUGCCCGGUGUCUUUCCCUACACUAGAGGGCCCUACCCCACCAUGUAUACCUUCAGACCCUGGACCAUCAGACAGUAUGCUGGCUUCAGCACAGUGGAGGAGAGCAACAAGUUUUACAGAGACAAUAUUAAAGCUGGCCAGCAGGGCCUGUCUGUGGCCUUUGACCUUCCCACACACAGAGGGUACGACUCCGACAAUCCCAGGGUGCAUGGCGAUGUGGGCAUGGCAGGUGUGGCCAUCGACACAGUGGAGGACAUGAAGAUGCUGUUUGAUGGCAUUCCCCUGGAGAGGAUGUCCGUGUCCAUGACUAUGAACGGGGCAGUGAUUCCCAUCCUCGCCAUGUUCAUAGUGACCGGUGAGGAGCAGGGUCUGGACAAGGCCAUGCUGACCGGAACCAUCCAGAACGACAUCCUGAAAGAGUUUAUGGUCCGAAACACAUACAUCUUCCCUCCGGAGCCUUCCAUGCAUGCCAUCGCUGACAUAUUUGCAUACACGUCCAAGCACAUGCCCAAGUUUAACUCCAUCUCAAUCAGUGGCUACCAUUUACAAGAGGCUGGGGCCGAUGCCAUCUUGGAACUGGCCUACACUAUUGCCAAUGGACUGGAAUAUUGCAGAACUGGCAUAAAGGCUGGCCUCACCAUUGAUGAGUUUGCACCCAGGUUAUCUUUCUUCUGGGGCAUUGGGAUGAACUUCUAUAUGGAGAUAGCCAAGAUGAGAGCAGCAAGGCGUCUUUGGGCCACCCUGAUUAAGGAGAAGUUCCAGCCUAAGAACUCUAAAUCCCUGCUCUUAAGGACUCACUGUCAGACGUCAGGAUGGUCCCUGACUGAGCAGGACCCUUACAACAAUGUGAUCCGGACAGUGAUUGAGGCCAUGGCAGCAGUCUUUGGAGGCACACAGUCCCUGCACACGAACUCAUUCGAUGAGGCAUUGGGUCUGCCCACAGUGAAGAGUGCCCGCAUCGCUCGUAACACCCAGAUCAUCAUACAGGAGGAGUCCGGCAUCCCUAAAGUAGCCGACCCAUGGGGCGGCUCCUACAUGAUGGAGGCACUCACUAAUGACGUGUACAGUGCAGCCCUCAAGUUCAUCACUGAGAUUGAGGAGAUGGGAGGGAUGGCGCGAGCAGUGGCUGAGGGAAUCCCCAAACUGCGCAUAGAGGAAUGUGCUGCACGUAGACAAGCUCGCAUUGAUUCAGGCUCUGAGGUCAUUGUUGGGGUCAAUAAGUAUCGGCUGGAAAACGAAGAAACCGUGGAAGUCCUGGCCAUUGAUAACACCAUCGUCCGCAAUAAGCAGAUUGAGAAGCUUCACAAGGUGAGGAAGGCCAGAGAUGCUGAUGCAGCUAAGAGGUGCCUGGCUGCUAUAGAGCAGUGUGCUCGUACCAGGGAUGGUAACCUGUUACAACUGGCUGUAGAGGCUGCAAGAGCAAGGUGUUCGGUGGGGGAGAUCACAGAUGCAAUGAAAUCAGUUUUCGGAGAGCACAAGGCCAGCACACGCAUGGUGAGCGGAGCAUACCGUAGCGAGUUUGGCGAGCAUGAGGAAAUCGCCCUCGCGCACGGCCGGGUUGUGCAAUUCAAGAAGCAUGAGGGGAGGAAUCCCCGCCUGCUGGUGGCCAAAAUGGGGCAGGAUGGUCAUGACAGGGGUGCAAAGGUCAUUGCCACAGGAUUUGCAGAUUUGGGAUUCGAUGUGGAUAUCGGGCCUCUUUUUCAGACCCCACUGGAGGUGGCUCAGCAGGCAGUGGAUGCAGAUGUGCACUGCGUGGGUGUCAGCACACUGGCAGCUGGACACAAGACUCUCGUCCCUGAGCUUAUCAAAGAGCUGCGCAACAUGAACCGCCCAGACAUCCUGGUCAUCUGCGGAGGAGUUAUCCCCCCACAGGACUAUGAGUUUCUGUACCAGAGUGGAGUUUGCUGUAUCUUUGGCCCAGGGACCAGAAUCCCUCAAGCAGCAGUGGAGGUCAUUGACAACAUAGAGAAGAGUCUGGAGAAGAAUCGCCAGGCUAUGUAACGGAGAUAUCUCAAAUGAUUGUCUUCAUGGCUGUCUCAAUGUCCCUCAAGGCAUUUAUCUUGGAACAAGAUGUUAAAAUUUGAUGGCACUAUGGUUAUUAAGCAUUACUGUCUGUCUUUUUGAAGUUCAUCUUUGCAGUUCAAAACACUUUGGGUUGCUGAAUUUGAGGGUGGAGAAUAACUGAUAAUUAUCAACAUUGUGAUAUUGGGACAUGUAAGUCAUUUUCAUAAUUGUAAUUAUGAAGUUAAAAGUCAUGAAAUUAUUCAUUUUCAGUUUGUGCUUUUUCAUGAUUUCAUGAAGAGAUUUGGUUACAGUUAUCACAUUUGGCAUAACCUGCUUCUCCAGGUAGUAGGAAUGGAUGCAGCCAUAGAGAUGUACUACAUCUGUGAUAUAUAAUGAUUUCUCUCUUUCAUAAACAUGUUUGUGACAAUAAACUAUUCAUUUUGGGUAAUUCACAUA
Molecule: messenger RNA, 3090 nt
Organism: Pygocentrus nattereri (red-bellied piranha)
Lineage: Eukaryota; Metazoa; Chordata; Actinopteri; Characiformes; Serrasalmidae
Gene: mmut
Product: methylmalonyl CoA mutase
Exons: 14
Coding region: 352-2631 (759 amino acids)
Cellular component (GO): mitochondrion
Molecular function (GO): metal ion binding; methylmalonyl-CoA mutase activity; cobalamin binding
Source: RefSeq, a predicted model, not a curated record